CAAGAAAGAAAAAACAAAAACUCCACCUACCCCUCUCUCUCUCACUCUCCAUUCCUCAGGCUCUAACAUUCCAAAAAUGGAUGAAAACAACGCCAAAGACACCGCCGUGGCAGCUGGUGAGACCGAAGACACCGCCGGAGCCAGUGACCAGGCGAGCAAGUUGCGGGUGUCAAUGAGAUAUGCGCUGAUGUUUGUAGAGUACCCUUUCAUGGCUUCCAUUGAAAGAGAACCCAGGAAGCUUUAUGGCUGCCGCGUGAAGAAGAGAAAAGAAUGAAAGAAUGAGAUCAAGUUGGAGCUUCCGACGGUACGGUGGUGGUGUGCGACCCAGAGAUCAAGAGCGUCACUGAGGAUUUCAAAGAUCGAAUUGGGCCAAAUAUGUUCAAGGGCAUGCUACUAAACAAAUUCCCAGUUGCUGUUAAAGAGCUGAUUGCAUCCAUAGAUGCAAGGAAGUUCAGGACUGCUGUUCUGAAGAUUGGAGGCAUCCACCACAAGAACCUUGUGCAGCUGGAGGGCUAUUGUUGCGAGUCCAAUCAUAGAUUCUUGGUCUACGAGUACGUCAAAAACGGUUCUCUUGAGAAGUAUAUAGAUGAUUCCGCUCUUUGCAAGGAACUGACCUGGAGAAAAAGGGUUGACAUAUGCUUAAGCGUGGCCCAGGCCAUUAAUUAUCUUCACUCUGAAUGCAGGGAGUUCAUAAGUCAUGGAAAUCUGAAGUGUGAAAAUGUCAUGUUGGAUGAGAACUUAAAAGCCAAGGUGAGCGAAUCUGGGUUUGCAAUAGUAGACGGCGAGGCAGUGUACUGUGCCUUUUCUGCCCAGAGAGACAUAGCAGAUUUCGGCAUGUUAGUCCUAACCUUAUUGACCGGAUGUAGAGAUCAAAGUGAUCUUUGUGAGUGGUCAUAUAAAGAACUGAUAGAAGGGAAUGCUGCAAAUGUGAUUGACAAAAGAAUUGAAGGUGGUGCCAAUUCAAAUGAACUUGAGCGCGUUUUGAGAAUCGCAUUCUGGUGCCUACAAAGCGAUGAACGUCGAAGGCCUUCAAUGGAGGAAGUAGUGGCAGUACUGGAAGGAACUUUGAGUAUUGAUCUACCACCACCUCCAUUUUGAUGCAAGAGGUUAUUGCUGGAAGAAUCCUAGAUACAAUAAGAUAAUGUUUCUGAGAUUCAGUGGAUGUGCUAAAUAAAUUUGUAGGAACUGUGUUCACUUUAGUUUACAACCUUAGUCACAUUAUAGUUUACAACCUUCUUGUUUGUGCUAAAUAGAGAGUUUGUUACCUCUUAGCUUAUUAGGAGUUGUAACUAUAAACUUUGAAGACUGUGUUCAGCAAUGUCCUGUUUUUUUAUCCUUGAUUAUAUAUAUAUAUAUAAGAAAGGUGUGCUUCUAUAGUUAGUGAGUAAUGCUUCUAUAUAUUUUGAAUUAAGGAUCAAAAUAGAAAAUCUAAUACGUUGAACAACACAAAAGAAUGAAGGUGAGACUGUUUCUCAUCAGUUGCAUUUAUACAGAAUUUACUGAUGAAACUAAGUUACACAUAUUUUUUCUUUUAUAUCUUCAUUUAUAGUAACAUGAUUGGUACAUAUGCCUUCCAUUUUUUUUUCUCCCAAUUGUUCUUUUUGCUGGACAGAUGAUAUUACUUUGUCAUAUUUUCCAUGUUUAAACAUCUCUAGUAUGUGAAGUCACACAUUGUCAAAAAGGAGUGAUUGUUAUUAUCUUUUUAUUCUUGUAGUUUGUGGUUUGUGUUGCGAAUAUGCGAUGCAUUGUCGUUGCGUGAUAACAUGGGAGUUUAAUACCUGAGAACAACCACAAAGUUCUUUUGUCACUGGGUUUGUACAUCUCUAUUGCAUACAUGUCUUCAUCUUCUUUGGGCCGAUUAUAUUGCUUAGAUCUUUGAUUGUUCUGUGAUUCUUGAAAAACUCUAAAGUUAUUUUAACAGGUUUUAUUUAAUUAUUAUGCUUGGCUAGGCCGUUUUCUCUUCUGCUUUUCAUUUUCUGCCAAGAUGUUAUGGGAAUGACAUGAUAAAUAGAUUAAUGAUGCAUAUCGGUUUCUCUUUACCCUGAUAAAACAAUCCGACUUUGAUGCCUUGAUUGGAUUCUUAAUUUGACACUUGAUCUUUUUCCUUCCCUUAUUUUGGGUUCAAUGAGAACAUUUUAUUAU
Molecule: messenger RNA, 2142 nt
Organism: Arachis stenosperma
Lineage: Eukaryota; Viridiplantae; Streptophyta; Magnoliopsida; Fabales; Fabaceae
Product: G-type lectin S-receptor-like serine/threonine-protein kinase SD3-1
Exons: 2
Coding region: 376-1098 (240 amino acids)
Biological process (GO): protein phosphorylation
Molecular function (GO): ATP binding; protein kinase activity
Source: RefSeq, a predicted model, not a curated record